Messenger RNA from Priapulus caudatus, 801 nucleotides. RefSeq lists its product as uncharacterized. The transcript is spliced from 6 exons. Bases 304 to 801 code for a protein of 165 amino acids. The record is from RefSeq and is a predicted model, not a curated record. NCBI's taxonomy places the organism in Eukaryota, Metazoa, Priapulida, Priapulimorpha, Priapulimorphida, Priapulidae.
GGCUACUGCGCUUGCGUAGCAUACCGACUUACAGAGAUCACCGACAGCGAAUGGCCCGCGGAUCAGGGUACCGCCAAAGAUCAGCGGAUCUCUCCCGAGGUCAAGGGUAGUGGAGCCAAGACGCCACCUAGCAAAGUGGCGCCGCAUAACGAUGUGGGGGGUUGUGAGGAUGAGGUGAGUCUGCCAAGCACGUCCGGAGCAUCUGAGGAGAAGGAUGAUGGUGCCGUGAAUCAGCGUCUUUACCUGUUCGACUUUUUCGAAGAACCGCCCGUCACUCCGGAGAGCGAGGCAACCGGAGAUGACAUGAAGGAAAUCUUCCAAGGAAACUUCAGGCAGGCAGCAAAUUUAAUCAAGAAACAUCGUAAUUUCGAAGAAGGGAUGCUAUUACGAAAUAUUACAGACGAUGGUUUUUACACAUAUCUGAACUUCACAUGCUUCAGGAUAGAACCGAAAUCGAACCUUAAAGAUCUCAUCAAAGAUGUAACGGCGACUUACUCCGACGCCUAUAACUUUGCCUUUGACAAAAGUCAGAAACACAAUAUAGGUACCUUCAUGGAGCUGGCGACGACUGCUACACCAGAGGUCGCUCGCGAGCCAAGAAAACCGUCCAAUCAAACCACGGCGUUCUUAAUCGCCGGAUACAAGUUACUACCGGAAGCAAACGACGAGGUCAUGGACCAGACGUGGGCGGCCUGGAGCGGCGCACGCAUCAUGUACCAACAGAUGCCAAAAUGCAUGGCUGAUCCGCCAAGUUAUGAGCCAUCUUCAAACUGUUCUCUUAUGUCGUGUGGUAACCACUGA